UCAAACUGUCAGAAUUUUGUAAAGAUUGUAGGAGGUUUUGUGCUUCUAUUUAGUUUUUGUAAUAAAAUAUUAAAUAAAUACAAUGGCUAAGAAGACGUACGAUUUACUUUUUAAACUUCUCCUAAUUGGAGAUUCUGGUGUUGGCAAAACAUGUAUAUUGUUCAGAUUUUCAGAUAAUCAUUUUACAACUACAUUUAUAUCUACAAUCGGUAUAGAUUUUAAAAUAAAAACUGUAGAACUUAGAGGUAAGAAAAUCAAACUUCAAAUAUGGGAUACAGCAGGACAGGAGAGGUUUCACACCAUCACAACAUCUUACUAUCGUGGAGCAAUGGGCAUCAUGCUGGUGUAUGAUAUAACGAAUGAGAAAACAUUUGAUGAUAUUGUCAAGUGGUUAAGAAAUAUAGAUGAGCAUGCUAAUGAAGAUGUCGAAAAAAUGAUCCUUGGCAAUAAAUGUGACAUGGAAGAAAAAAGAGUUGUCAGCAAAGAACGUGGAGAGGCGAUAGCGCGCGAGCACGGGAUCCGGUUCAUGGAGACGUCGGCCAAGUCCAACAUAAACAUUGAGUGCGCGUUCUCAGAGCUAGCGGAGGCCAUCCUCGACAAGACAGCGGGACGCGAGGCGGACGCCGACCUGGCGCGCAUAGCAGUCGAGCGCCGACCCUCGCGUGCACCGCCCGCCCGCGCCUGCUGCUCCUAGGCUACCAGCCCACGACCACCCCCAUACUUAGCGUACCAUAUCUCCAUUACGUAAUAUCGGGACUAUUUGUCGCAAUUAUUUUAUGGAUGUUGGCGGUGGUCAGUGAAUAGUAGUUCCCGAAACAAGUUAGCAUUGUUCUCAGUGAUGUGUCAGUAGUUGUACCGCAUUAUUGACUACUUUCGGGCUAUAUGUGCUUAAAUAAUUAAAGUAAUUUUUUUUUCAAUUCUCUUUGGAAUGCUAAAUCAAUGUCGUGAGAAAUGAAAUGAUAUCUUUUUCUUAUAAUUAUUAAAAUUCAAGAUAAAUCCUGUCAAUUACGCUUUAACAUGUUAUUAUGUUGGUUGGUUGGUUCAAUGUGUUGAGGAUAUCUUUAGUAAGCUUACUGAGGCCUCACUAUCAUUGAAUUAGUCUGAGUUUCCAGAGAUUUCUCUUUCGUUAAUUUAAAUACACUUCUGUACUCUAUGCAUCUAUUGUUUAUUGGCGAAAAAUAGAGUGAAUUGUAAUGGUCAAUGCUGAAAAUUCUUCAACUAAAAUAUAAAUUAUACUUUGUGGUUAUUAAGGGACUAGGUAACUUAGGAUUUGUCAAUCCAUCUUCAUCAUAACACAAAUGGGGACCCUCAACGUCCCUUAAACGAUUGAAGUGAUUUAGUUGGUUUAGAUAAAGAUAAGAAAAGAUUAAUAUUCACAUUAAUAAAUUGUUUGAAUUGCAGUUUACUCUGUCUAGAAAGGUGCCCCACCCAACAUCUCGUAGAACCCACAAACGGAUUCUCUAAAGCGCCGUGCUGCGAUAUAGUUAAGGCGCGGUCAAUAAAGCGUGGGUCGCCCAUUAGUAUAGCGUAGUGUAAGCGAUGUACUUUAUAUACUUGAAACAAUAUUAUCGUAUGGUGUAUGUGUCGUCGGUUUUUACCCGCUUUUUUAUUAAAUUGGCAUUGUAAUUUGUAUAUUACAUUCAUAAUAAACGAUCUACUUUUA
This is a messenger RNA of Pieris rapae (cabbage white), 1663 nucleotides long. RefSeq names its product ras-related protein Rab-10 (gene Rab10). Gene Ontology annotation, cellular component: insulin-responsive compartment; recycling endosome; Golgi apparatus. The transcript has 4 exons. The coding region runs from base 83 to 694 and encodes 203 amino acids. Lineage: Eukaryota; Metazoa; Arthropoda; Insecta; Lepidoptera; Pieridae. Gene Ontology annotation, molecular function: GTPase activity; GTP binding. Gene Ontology annotation, biological process: cellular response to insulin stimulus. The record is from RefSeq and is a predicted model, not a curated record.